This is a messenger RNA of Trichogramma pretiosum, 310 nucleotides long. RefSeq lists its product as uncharacterized. The record is from RefSeq and is a predicted model, not a curated record. Bases 14 to 205 code for a protein of 63 amino acids. NCBI's taxonomy places the organism in Eukaryota, Metazoa, Arthropoda, Insecta, Hymenoptera, Trichogrammatidae. The transcript has a single exon.
GUCAAUUGCAAACAUGUCCAAUAAUAAUGGUCCCAACAAUGGCUACAGCAUCAAGCUCAUUAACACACUUUAUCGACAAGUGCCAGCAUUCACUGAUAUUUUUGAUGAAGAGACUUGGUACAUGUUUGUAACUUGUUUUGUACUAGGUACCAUCUUGCUUGUUUUCAUAUUAUCCAGAUUUAUUACCAUCAAACCUGUUGAUUAAUAAGAUACAAAAAACUGUUUGUUAGAUCAAAGUUUGUACUUUAAAUAUUGAUUCUUGAAUAAUCAUUUGUUACAACAUGGAUGAAUAAUAAAUCUCUAUACCAUA